AUGAGUCGAAAUGAUCGGAUUAAAUCAAUCUUGACCUUAAUAUUACGAAUAAUUGGUUUACUUGCUUUAUUAUAUUUAUUUGUUUGUUCACUUGAUUUAAUGAGUUCAGCUUUUCGACUUAUUGGAGGUAAAAUAACAGGUAAAGUUUUUGCUGAAGGAGCAAUUCUUUCCAAUCCUAUUGCGGGUUUAAUGAUUGGAUUAUUAGCAACGGUUCUUGUACAAAGUUCAUCAACAUCAACAUCAAUUGUUGUAUCAAUGGUUUCAUCUUCUAUUUUACCUGUUAAACAAGCCAUACCAAUCAUUAUGGGAGCAAAUAUAGGUACAUCUGUAACCAAUACAUUAGUUGCUUUAACACAAUCAGGAAAACGUGAAGAAUUUAGUCUUGCAUUUGCUGGCGCAACUGUUCAUGAUAUGUUCAAUUGGUUAAGUGUACUCGUUUUAUUACCAAUUGAAAUAGCUUCGAAUAUGUUAUAUCAUUUAACUCGCUUAAUUACAAAAUCAAUAAACUUAAAACGAAAUCCAAACUCUAAUCCUGAGUUUCUUACUGUUAUUACAAAACCAUUAACUGAGAGAAUUGUUCUACUUGAUAAAAAAGCAAUUGAAAGUAUAGCAUUAGGUAAUGCUAGUGCAAAUAUCUCCUUAUUAAAAAGAUAUUGUUCAUAUAAAAAUGAAAGUGAUAAUGGAACAUUUAAUAAAGUUCCAGAUCAAUAUUGUCCAUUUUUAUUUGCUAAAGUUAACUGGGCUGAUUGGCUUAUUGGACUUGUUUUACUAAUUAUUUCAUUAGUUUGUCUUUGUCUAUGCCUUUUUUUACUUGUGAAAAUUCUUCAGUCAUUACUCAAAGGAACAGUCAAAAAUAUUAUUUUCAAAAUAGUUAAUACAGAUUUUCCUGGAAUAUUCAAACAUCUAACACCAUAUUUAGCUAUUCUUGUUGGAUGUAUAUUAACCAUAUUAGUUCAAAGUAGUUCAAUAUUUACAUCAACAUUAACACCAUUAGUUGGUCUUGGUAUAAUAACAAUCGAAAGAGUUUAUCCAUUUACAUUAGGUUCAAAUAUAGGUACAACAAUAACAGGAAUUAUGGCUGCAUUAACUGCAACUAGUGAAAAAGAUCUAAG
This is a messenger RNA of Rotaria sp. Silwood1, 1112 nucleotides long. NCBI's taxonomy places the organism in Eukaryota, Metazoa, Rotifera, Eurotatoria, Philodinida, Philodinidae. The record is from the annotation of a GenBank genome assembly.